AGCGCUCCUUCAUUUAUUACAGUAAGUCUACCACCACAUACUUAGCGACUAUUAGUUUAGACGAAUAUGAGAGUUGAUGUUCCACACAACAUUCCGCAUUAUCUGAAUUGGGAAGAACAACCAUCGAAUCUACGGCCACCGCCAUGACCGGAGUUGCGUCCAAGGUCGCCGUGAUCGGCAGUGGGAUUUUCAGUUUCAGGAGCAGUCUGCGCGUCAAUUCUGGCUAAGAAUGGAAUAUCUGUCACCAUUUUCGAGUCCGCCAGAGGUGCCGGCGGCCGCAUGUCUCAGCGAAGAGAACUUUGUGAAGAUGGGAGAGAGCUAUUGUUUGAUCACGGUGCGCCGUACUUCACCGUGAGUGCUGGAAAUUUAGAGGUGCAAAGUCUAGUUAAUGACUGGGAAUCAAGAGGUCUUGUCGCUGAGUGGAAGGAAAAGUUUGGUUCUUUUGAUUUUAGCUCUAAAAAGUUUGUGGACAUUGAAGAGGAAUGGUCAAACAAGAGAUAUGUUGGUGUCCCUGGAAUGAACUCUAUCUGCAGAGCAUUAUGCCACGAGCCUGGAGUGGAAACCAGGUUUGGGCUUGGAAUUGGAACACUGGAUUGGUCAGAGGAUGAUGAUGCAUGGUCCUUGCGGAGCUUGGAUGGACAAGAUGUUGGCAAUUUUAAGGGGGUUGUGGCAUCAGAUAAAAGCACAUUUUCGUCCAGGUUUACAAAUGUCACAGGCAAACCACCACCUAUUGAUUUGGUUUCAGUUUCAGACACGGCCUUGCAGAUUAAAGAAAUUCCAGUUUUACCAUGCUUUGCUCUUAUGUUGGCAUUUGAACAGCCUCUUUCCUUGCUACCUACAAAAGGCAUUUCUUUCAAGAACUCAGAAGUUCUAAGCUGGGCUUAUUGUGAUAGCAGCAAGCCAGGACGUUCUACCACUAGUGAGCGCUGGGUGCUGCAUUCGACCACAGAAUAUGCAGAGCAUAUUAUUUCUCAAACAGGAUUGCAGAAGCCUUCUCCUGCAUUAUUGACAAAAGUAGCUGAGCAACUAUUUCAAGAAUUCCGAAGCACCGGACUUCACAUCUCACAGCCAUUUUUCAUGAAAGCUCAUAGAUGGGGAAGUGCUUUCCCAGCUGCCAGUGUCGCCGGGGAGGAGAAAUGCCUGUGGGUAGGAAAGAAGAGAUUAGCUAUUUGUGGAGACUUUUGCGUCACGCCAAAUGUCGAAGGUGCCAUAUGCAGCGGCAUCGCUGCAGCUUCAAAGUUUGUUAAAGUGCUUAGUACCUUAUAAACUGCAAACAAAAUGGAUCAUGUGGUAAUUUUCACCACGAUAAAUUAUGGAAUCUGUUUCUCUGAACAGUAAAAUAGUUGCAUCAAAGGGGAUUUGAAGGACCGAUAACCAUU
Sesamum indicum (sesame) is the source of this 1379-nucleotide messenger RNA. RefSeq names its product FAD/NAD(P)-binding oxidoreductase family protein. NCBI's taxonomy places the organism in Eukaryota, Viridiplantae, Streptophyta, Magnoliopsida, Lamiales, Pedaliaceae. Gene Ontology annotation, molecular function: oxidoreductase activity. The record is from RefSeq and is a predicted model, not a curated record.